UGAAGCCUCUAUGUAUAUAACCUUUGCUUUAGAUUUGAAGACAAACAUUGGCCGCAAUUUUUAUUUGUGUGUGAUUGUGAAUGCAUGUGGAUAUGAUUUAUUCAGAAUAUCUAUGGACUAAGUGAAGUUGUCUUCCUGCAUAAGUAUUGUCAAUUGCGUACGAAUCCUUCCUCAAUGCGACAAAACAGAUAGAAUGCCAAAAAACAUCAAAAACACACACGGAGACACAAAAACGCCUGAAUACUACGCCAGCGAAAGCAAUCCGUCAGUGAACAGCGACGCAAAGAUCGAGGACCCAGAUGAACGAGGCCAAUGGGGAAACAAGGCGGAGUUCAUACUGUCUUGCAUAGGUCUCUCCGUUGGUCUGGGAAAUGUUUGGCGAUUCUCAUAUCUGGCCUAUGAAAAUGGUGGAGCUGCCUUUGUCAUUGCCUACCUAAUCCUGCAGAUUCUGAUCGGCAAGCCUAUGUACAUGAUGGAACUUAUAAUAAGCCAGUACUCUGGAAGAGGCCCAACAGGUAUAUGGGCGAUGAACCCCAGUGCGAAAGGUAUUGGUAUCGCCAUGGGCCUUAUAUCACUGGUCGCUUCAAUCUACUACAACGUGAUCAUAGCAUAUACACUGUAUUACUUAUUUGCCUCGAUGCAAAAGGUUUUACCAUGGACAAAAUGCAGAGAUGAAUGGCUUGACUAUGGUUGCGUCGAAAAGACAACCCAUAAACUCGAAACAUGUACCGGAAAUGUAACCCUUGAUCAAGGUGUUAAAUGUUUGUGUAGUUUAACAAACUACACCUUUAAUGAAGGUCUUUCAGUCAAUUGCACCAACACUACCAACACGGCGGUCGCUGAAUUAUAUUUCUAUAAGACGGUGAUUCAAAAGGCCCCUAAUAUGUACCCCUCAGACAUGGGAGCCCCAAUAUGGCAACUGGCCCUUUGUCUCCUCUUGGCCUGGAUUAUUGUAGUUGUGUGCCUAAUUAAAGGGAUCAAGUCCUCUGGAAAGGUUGUGUACUUCACUGCCACAUUCCCGUACGUGAUUCUGAUCAUUCUUCUGAUCAGAGGAUGUCUGCUUGACGGGGCCAUCGACGGCAUUAAAUACUUCAUCGUUCCAGAGUGGAAAAAACUGGCCUCUUUAGACGUGUGGGCGGCUGCAGCGGGACAGAUGUUCUUCUCGCUAUCUGUGGCAUUCGGAGGUAUCCUAAUGUUCGGCAGCUACAACAAAUUCAAGAACAACGUAUAUGGUGAUGCUUUGCUCAUUAGCUCAAUGGAUCUUAUCACCAGUAUCAUUGCUGGCUUUGUCAUCUUCGCUAAUCUUGGUGGCAUGGCCAAGCAGAUUGGAGUGGGUGUGAAGGACGUGGCCAAGGGAGGAUAUGGUCUCGCCUUCGUGGCAUACCCCGAGGCUCUCUCCAAGUUACCGCCCAAUCAGCUGUGGUCCAUAUUGUUCUUCUUUAUGCUGUUCACACUCGGUCUGGAUAGUCAGUUUGGUUUCUUGGAAACCACUCUUGUGUGUAUCCAGGACGAAUUUCCGAGACUACGGAAGUACAAGACGCACAUGUGCAUCGGUUUUGGUGUCGCAUUAUACUUAAUUGCUCUUCCUUGCAUCACGCCGGGUGGGGACUAUGUGGUAACGUUGAUGGAUUUCUUCGGUUCGGAUUUCUCGGUACUUUUCAUAGCUGUGUGUGAGAGCAUUGCAAUAAUGUGGGUGUACGGAGUCAAACGGUUUAUGAAGGAUUGCGAAUACAUGCUUGGACAUGCGCCACGACCGAUGUACUUCUGGGGUUUCUGUUGGUCCGUGUGUGCUCCUUUUCUGAUUGGGGCACUCUUUCUCUAUCGAAUGAUUAAAUUCAAGUCCCCGGAAAUAACCAAAGGUGUUCCGUAUCCACGGUUUGCCCUGGGAAUAGGAUUUUCCCUUACCGCAUUGGUACUGAUUCCGAUACCCCUGGUAUUCCUGUACAAAUUAUUUACGGCCAAAGGGAACGUGUUCGAACGUCUACGAACUAUAACCACCCCUGAUGCAAAUUGGGGACCAAACGAUGGUAGUAUGAAACAACAUCUUGCUUACAAUUUGGACAUGGUCGCAAAAUAUGGCGUUGACAAUCCUGAAGUUGUUGCUUAUGGAGACGUGUAUACACAUAUGUAAUUUGAUUUGUUCCCUCGAUUGUCAUUAGCUGUAUAAUAUAGUUCAGGUCCAUAUUACGUCUAUUGUGCGAAAAUAUGUUGAAGGUAUUAUUUUUUUUUCUAUUAUAUUGUGUCGCGAAUAAUAGUGUGGACUUGAUCAUACUUAAUAUAAUAAAAGCUUUUCAAGAAUAGGGACAAAAUCAUACAUCGAAACAUGAGAAUCGGCCAAAUUAGUUUUGGGUUUUAUUUGAUAAAAAGCCUUUUAUCACUGUAUUGUCGUGCAGGCACUAAACGUGUCCAAACUGCAUUCUGCAGGUAAAAUAAAUAAACAAUAGGGGAAAGCAAUACCAGAAAUCAUAACGGCGUAGAACCAACCUAUCCGCCUAUGAAACCCCCUAAGAACAAACUGUAAGAAUUAUUGUAAAAUUAAAUCGGCUCAAAUUUUCGUAGAUGAAACGCGUAUAAAUAAUGAAACGAAUAUAUGAAGAUGUAAUUGCACGUAAACUGAACAACAAAUACGAGCAGUUACUCCUACAAACAAACAAUAAUUUGAUGUACCACUACAUGUUGUAUCUUAAAGGGGCCUUUUCACGUUUUGAAAGUUAAUUCAGAUUCGCAUAUUUUGUUUAAAUUAUGACAUUUGUGAGGAAAUAUUAAUACUGAACAUUUACCAUGCUCUAAAAUAUCCAUUAUAUGCAUCUUUGACGAUUUAAAAAUCUGAAAAUUAUAAAGCGUUGCAACGCAAAACGAGUAAAUAAUUAGGAGAGUUCUGUUGCUUUCGCUAUAUUUUGUGUUACUACGAGGAUUGCUUAUAUAAAGUAUAAAAUGCAUCCAGCAUUGUAUAAGCACGGAUGACCGACUGGUCAUAAUGGUAGACUUUAACCCAAGAAAUCCAGGGGUCAGUGGUUCGAGCCCUGUUGAGGGUUACCUUUUGUUCUUGAAUUUUUACUUGAGCUUUUUAGAUCCAAUGUUUACAUUUAUCAAUAUAAAGCAUUUAAUGACAAACUUCAAUACAUGCCAAUAUCUGUGGAAAGGCCCCUUUAAAUAAUAGUUUAGCUGGUGUAAACAAUAAUAUGCAUUGUUGCAUUCGAUGAAAGACAUCCCGUCACAUUUUAAACAAAUUUCUAAAAAACUAUUUAACAUGACACCGAAGAAGACAUAUGUCAUAUCAAAUACAGACAUGUACAAGCAAGGGUCUGUCAAUUCAAUGGAUAGGAAACGUCGCGGGUGUGGAGAAAAACUUCUGGUAAAAGGCGAAAACUUCUAAAAACCGGCAGACUGGAAGAAUUUCCUCACAAAUGACGAGAACAAGCCACAACUUGUGAAGAUCGUGUGCAAGUCAUGUGAGCGCGAUGAAUAUGCAAAUAAACUAGAAGGCAGGAAAAUUAUUCUGGUUUGUGAAUAAGAAGCCUUUCAGUUCACAACAAGAGAUGGAGAAACCACUGAAAAGACACUUGUUGAAGACCUGAACUCGACACAAGAGGAAACCGACACUAGAAUUAUUAUGUAUGCCCUGUAUGGGACAGAACAGGGUUACAACACUAUUCAAAUUCGAACCCCUGACAGUGACAUAUUAUUCAUCACUUUGUACUACAUUCAAUUAUUUGACGGUUGCAAGAUACUUUUGACACUUGUGCUGACAAUCAAAGAAAAUUAUUUGACAUGAAUGAAGUAGCUACGGAAUUGACUGAAGAGUUCAGAUCAGCACUUUUAGGUGUGCAUGCAUACUGCGGUUGUGACACAACAAGCGCUUUCAAAGAAAAGGGGCAUAUUAAACCUAUUAAGUUGAUGGAAAAAAUGCCACGAACCGUUGCUCCAAUUGCUGCUUUAGAAAUUACUUGCACAGUUGCAGACGAAGUAGUAGAUGAAUUGGAUAUAUUCACGUGUGUAAUGUACGGCAAUUCUAGAACCGACUCGGUAGAUAAAUUGCGUUUUCCUAAAAAAAGGAGGUCUGUGAUGAUAGCCCAAAUGCGUCAAAGAAUGUAGACUGUGAUAUUUGUCUAUUUUCUCCCGAUUUUGUUAGUUUCUCAUUAAUGUUAAUGAAUAUGCAAAUGAGAUAAAUAUAUAAUUUUUGUCUUUAAAAUAAAGAACAAUGUAGCCUUUGUUUAAACACUACUUUGUUUGUAUUACGAUAAAAUAAAAUAUAUAAUGAUGUGA
This is a messenger RNA of Dreissena polymorpha, 4266 nucleotides long. Its product is annotated as sodium- and chloride-dependent neutral and basic amino acid transporter B(0+)-like. Gene Ontology annotation, molecular function: L-amino acid transmembrane transporter activity. NCBI's taxonomy places the organism in Eukaryota, Metazoa, Mollusca, Bivalvia, Myida, Dreissenidae. The record is from RefSeq and is a predicted model, not a curated record. The transcript is spliced from 13 exons. Bases 194 to 2131 code for a protein of 645 amino acids. Gene Ontology annotation, biological process: sodium ion transmembrane transport. Gene Ontology annotation, cellular component: membrane.